AUGCGACGCGACAGAAGGAAGGAAAAGAACGAGGGAGACCGAGGGGGAGAGACGGAGAUGGGGACGGAUGUCGGCAGAACGAUGAUCCCGCUUAUGUCUGCGACAGGAACAUCGGAUACCCCAGCUUCCGGUGGUCAAGGGGACAUUCAACCGACUCAUAAUGAGGGAAUUCAACCGACUCCGCAGGUGACCUCGAACGGCAUCGACCCAACGGCCCAGUCGCAGAACAGCCCGCCAGAAACGCUCACCGACCAUCGGGAUAUACGAGAAGGCAGUAUGGAGGCACAAUCACAUGAUGGAUCACAGGAACCCGUUGCAGAGCCCCGUGGUGGGGGACCAGCACCUGCCGAUGUCGAUCCUACGGACGCAACACCCAAACCAGAACCACUAUCUGGGAGGAUGAAGGGACUCUCCAUAUCCACCGACACAUCGUCCCGGGCCUCGUCAUCCGGAACCGACAAGCCCCCUCCGCCACCGGAAAAAGAUGACGCUUACCUUGCACCCAAACCUCAGUCUACACUGCCUCCCCCGUCGCCAACGAAGCUACCCUCUGAGUUGACGGAGAAGGAACUGCCGGAUGUCCCGGGAGGACAAGAGCAAGCGGAGAGUUCUAUCAAGAAUGAAGGAGGUUUACGAGAGGACGACUCCCAACCGGAGAUCCAAAACAUUAUGGGACAGUUUCAGGAUUCCGCAGACGGUGGAGAUCAGGAACAGAUCAUGUCGCCUCGGUUAGAGCUAGCCGAGCAGUUCCUGAGCGGACAAAGCUACUUUCCUCCGCGACAGUCAAGUUUGGAUCAGGCGGUGACGGCUGGUGAUUGUGCUACUGCACAAGUCCCCAGACCGGCUGAAACUGCUUCGCACGAGAAACCGCCCGCGCCGGUUCCUAGGAACCUGCACAGGACCUCUAUCAUGGAACAAACGGUAUCGUCCCGACGCUCAUCCACUUCGACUAUUCCUCCGCCGCCCGAACCCGAGCCUGACCAACCGUUCGACUUCCAUCGAUUCUUGGAGCAGCUGCGACAUCGCACGGCGGACCCGGUAGCCAAGUUUCUUCGCUCGUUUCUCCAUGAGUUUGGGAAAAGGCAGUGGAUGGUUCACGAGCAGGUCAAAAUUAUCAGCGACUUUCUGGCAUUUAUCACGAAUAAGAUGGCUAUGUGUGAUGUCUGGCGUGACGUGUCGGACAGCGAGUUCGACAACGCCAAGGAAGGAAUGGAGAAGCUCGUAAUGAACCGACUAUAUUUCCAGACAUUUUCUCCGACUAUACCCGCGCCGCCAUCUAUUCCCAGGAGCGCGAGUAGAAGCAAGCGAAGAGAGCUAGAGCGGCUUCACGGGCCAUGGCGCCGUGGCCAGCACCAGGAAGACAUCGAGCGGGAUGAGGUGUUGGCUCAAAAGAUGCGAAUCUAUCGUUGGGUUAAGGAAGGGCACCUUGACAUACCCCCUGUAGGCAAUCAGGGCGCUCGGUUUUUGAAUCUUGCUCAACAAGGUGAGUCAACCUCAAACCUGCGGUUCAAGGCAUCUUGUUUCUCACCCAAACCAGAAAUUUCCAAGAUCAAUGGCUACCGUGCGCCUCGGGACAAGGUUAUCUGCAUACUGAAUUGCUGCAAGGUUAUCUUCGGUCUCCUUAAGAAUACGAAAAAGGCCGACACAUCUGCCGAUUCCUUCAUACCCCUUUUGAUCUACGUGGUGCUACAGGCCAACCCCGAGCACUUGGUUUCUAAUAUCCAAUAUAUCCUUCGCUUCCGGAACCAAGAUAAGCUUUCGGGAGAGGCCGGAUAUUAUCUGUCUUCGCUGUCCGGGGCCAUUCAAUUCAUCGAAACGCUGGAUCGAACCAGCUUGACGGUUAGUGACGACGAAUUCGAGCGCAAUGUCGAAGCGGCCGUGUCCGCCAUUGCCGAGCAGAAUCGCAAGACGGAAUCUGUCGACCAGAAGAAGAGCUCCGAGCGACCAGCCGAAAGUUCGCAGGCGGCACCGGCGCGAACUUCGACAGACACCCAGCGAGGCCGACGGGAGGCAGCACAAUCCAGCGACGAGGAUACAGCACCGGUGGCCGGAAUCCUGCGCUCGAUUCAGAAACCGCUGUCGACCAUUGGGAGGAUCUUCUCCGACGAACCCGACUCGCCCGUAGAACCACCGACGCAGCCCGCGGCUACUCCGCAACCGGGAGCGCGGCUGAACCCGAACGUGUAUCAGCCUCCGCGUAGCAGCGGCGAAGAACGACGAUCGAGUGAGCGACUGCGCCAGGCCAUGGACGCUCAAGAUGUCGCCGCCCACCAGGCCAGUGCCGAGGACGCGGAAGCGCGGAGAAUUCAACGGGCGGAGCAUACCAACGUAGUGGAGACCUUAUCCAACAUGUUUCCGAAUCUCGACCGCGACGUGAUCGAUGACGUGGUCAAGAUCAAGGAGGGCCGGGUUGGGUUAGCGGUGGAUGCAUGUCUUGCUCUGAGCGCCGAAGUUGAUCAUCAAUCCAAACAAAUACAUCACUCUCAAUUCCUCGGCCUACCAGACCUCAAAAUGCCUCACUUCACCAACGAGCCCGAACCUCAACCGAAUCCCUCGACGUCGACCACUGCGUCGACUGGCAGCAACGCGGAACAUACCAACGCGCCUGAGCACACGGGAGAGCAGCAGCCGCUGAGCAAGGAAGAAGCGGAUCGAUUGUACGAGGAGCGCAUGGAAGAGGAAUACGCGAAGAGGGAGGGAGGUGCUUAA
This is a messenger RNA of Aspergillus affinis, 2709 nucleotides long. RefSeq lists its product as uncharacterized. The transcript has 6 exons. The record is from RefSeq and is a predicted model, not a curated record. Gene Ontology annotation, cellular component: endocytic vesicle; cytosol. Gene Ontology annotation, molecular function: small GTPase binding; guanyl-nucleotide exchange factor activity; ubiquitin binding. NCBI's taxonomy places the organism in Eukaryota, Fungi, Ascomycota, Eurotiomycetes, Eurotiales, Aspergillaceae. Gene Ontology annotation, biological process: vesicle-mediated transport. The coding region runs from base 1 to 2709 and encodes 902 amino acids.